Molecule: messenger RNA, 1192 nt
Organism: Nelumbo nucifera (sacred lotus)
Lineage: Eukaryota; Viridiplantae; Streptophyta; Magnoliopsida; Proteales; Nelumbonaceae
Gene: ALS3
Product: aluminum sensitive 3
Biological process (GO): response to aluminum ion
Cellular component (GO): plasma membrane
Source: RefSeq, a predicted model, not a curated record
AAAAGAAAAACUCCACGAGAGUCUCUCCUCACUUAUCAGCAGCGGGACUUAAGAUGAUCUGUAUUCCUUCAAAACAGGGGAUUAUCAUUCCACGGCCACGGCCAUCCUUGUAAGCUGUUUGGUUGUACGCUCAGAGUCAGAGAGUUCUUGCAGAGAACCCGCUAUGGAUUUCGACUGGGUUGGCUUCCUCAAAGGCAUGUUGAAGCCGGUUGCAGCACUUGCCGUGGUCUUAAUGGCGGUUGCUCUGUCGAUGGUACAGAAACUGGGUUUGGAGAAGGAGAUGAUCUAUUCGAUUGCUAGGGCCUUUGUUCAGUUAUCUAUUAUCGGCUUCGUCCUUCAGUUUAUUUUCAGUCAGAAUAACGGUGGCUGGAUUGUUCUUGCCUACUUGUUCAUGGUUUCUGUUGCUGGUUAUACAGCAGGGCAGCGCGCUAAACAAGUGCCGCGUGGGAAGUACGUUGCCGGAGCUUCCAUUUUGGCCGGAACUGCAGUGACCAUGUUCUUGCUGGUGGUGCUGAAUGUUUUCCCCUUCACCCCACGGUACAUCAUCCCUGUUGCAGGAAUGAUGGUUGGCAACGCAAUGACUGUAACUGGGGUUACAAUGAAAAGACUUCGAGACGACAUAAAAGUUCAGAAAAGCCUGGUUGAGACAGCAUUGGCCCUUGGAGCAACCCCACGUCAGGCCACACUCCAGCAAGUGAAAAGAUCUCUGGUUAUUGCUCUCUCUCCUGUGUUGGACAAUGCCAAGACAGUGGGACUGAUCUCUCUGCCGGGCGCAAUGACUGGUCUUAUAAUGGGAGGCGCGUCUCCUCUGGAGGCCAUUCAGCUGCAGAUCGUGGUUAUGAACAUGCUCGUCGGGGCAUCAACUGUCAGCAGCAUUAUGUCAACUUACCUCUGUUGGCCCGCCUUUUUCACCAAAGCUUACCAGUUGGAGACCAAGGUCUUUGCUUCCGAGUAGGCACCCAGCUGUGUUGCAUUUGCAUAUAUAUAGAUGAUAGCAGAUCUCCUACGGCCAACUUGUUGAAUGUGAGCUAAUGCAUGCAACUGCAGGGAGUUUUUGUUCAGUGACAGAAGCUUGAUUUUCUACCAACUUGUGAUUUUGUGAAUGAAAUUUGCUGAACUCUUAAAUUUCUGUAACCAUUUAAUGAAGGAAAUCCCACAAGGAGUAUUUGGUGAAUAUAUAGCUUUGUCUCUA